GAGCUGACCGACUUUUUCAAGACGAAUUUUCUGCCCGAAGGGUUUCCGGACAGCGUGGCUCCGUCGUUCGUGCCGUACAUGCGGUGGCGCGCCUUGCAGUAUUUCUUUGGCGGCGCGAUGGGCGUCUUCACCACGCGCUCGCUGCUGCACGCCUUGGGGGUAUCGCGCGGCGCGGGCGGCGGCGGCGCGGCGGCGAGCGCGCUGGCGGUGAACUGGGUGCUCAAGGACGGCGCGGGGCGGCUGGGGAAGAUGCUGUUCGCGCGCCACGGGAAGCGGUUCGACUGCGACUUGAAACAGAUGCGCUUUCUGAGCAACAUGCUGCUUGACUUCGGUUGCUGUGUCGAGCUCUGCACCAUGGCCGCCCCCUCUUUCUUCCUCCCUCUCGCCUGCGUCGCCAACGUCUUCAAGAACAUCGGAGCCGUUACCAACACAUCGACCCGUGCGCCCAUCUACAAGGCGUUUGCUCGCCGAGAGAACAUCGGAGACAUUACGGCCAAAGGGGAGAGCAUCAGCAACCUCGCUGACCUGAUGGGAACAGGAGCCGGCAUUCUCAUUGCGAGGAGCAACCCUCACCUUGCCGCCACCUUCGCGCUCCUCUCUUGCGGCUACCUCUUUGCAUCGUUCAAUGAGGUCAAGUCAGUGCAAGUGCCCACGCUCAACCGCGCUCGCUUCGCCGUGGCGGUGCGCUCCUUCCUGGAAACGGGGCAGGUGCCAUCGCUGGCAGAGGCCAACGCCAGGGAGCGCAUCCUCGUGCUGCCGUGGGCCGUGGACCGGCCCCUUGAGCUGGGCGCACGGGUUGCGGAUUCCUUCAGAAGCCCUGCUGACCUGCUGGCAUCACAGGCCAUCUUCAAGGACGAGCAGUACAUUGUGACCUACCGCCCGAACCAUCGGAGGGCGUACGUCGUCCUCAAGGAAGGAGCCAAAUCAAGAGACGUGGUGCGGGCGGCCUUCCAGACGCACGUGCUGCUGCACCUGCUGGACCAAUGGCGGCAGGACACCUGUCAGCAGCCGCUGCUGAGUCACCACCAGCCCCUGCUGACUCACCACCACUCACCAGCCUCCUCCCCCAAAUCCUCCCACCUUUCCCCUGAAUCCUCCGCCAAAGACCUAACUCCAAACAACUUCAGCCCAACAACCCUCACCUCAACCGACCUCUCCCCAACCUCUCUCACCAGCAGCUCUCCAGGCAGAUGGGCACCCAAGGAGAUCAGCCCCAAGGGCCCUCGGGCGUGGCAAAAGUCGCUCACAUCAGCAGAGGUGGAGCGGGCAGUGGCAGAGAGCCUAGAGCUCACCAGAGCCCUGUUUGGGGCGUUUGAGGAGAGGGCUGCUGCUGAGGGAUGGACCAUGGCGGAUUCGUUGCUCAACCCUGGGAAGGCCCGGGUGCUGACUGGUCCCCCGAUGGCACGGAUGGUGCAUGCUGCUGCUGUUCCUUCUGCUGCUGCUGCUGCUGCUGCUGCUGCUGCUGGUAGUACUGGUGCUGGGGUUGCUUCUGCUGCUGCUGGAGCUUCCUAUGCAGGCACAUCUGUCGAUGGUUGUGCUCCGGUGACUCUCCCGGUGACUCUCCCUCCGCUCUCUGCCUCUGGCCGGGUUGCUCUCAAGCCACGGUCGCACGGUCGAGGGUCAAGUAUAUCCCUUCCGACUGUUGCUCUCCCUUCCGCCGUCGCUCUCCCUUCCGCCCGUCGCCCUUCUUUCCCCCUCGUCGCCCUGCCUUCCGUCCGUCGCCCACCCUUGUUCCCGUCGCCCUCCCUUCCCGUCGCCCUCCCUUCCCGUCGCCCUCCCUUCCCGUCGCCCUCCCUUCCCGUCGCCCUCCCUUCCCGUCGCCCGCGCUUCUUCCCGUCGCCCUCCCUUCCCGUCGCCUUCCCUUCCCGUCGCCCGCGCUUCUUCCCGUCGCCCUCCCUUCCCGUCGCCCUCCCUUCCCGUCGCCCUCCCUUCCCGUCGCCCUCCCUUCCCGUCGCCCUCCCUUCCCGUCGCCCUCGCUUUCCCCGUCGCCCUGCCAUCCACUCCCCGUCGCCCUCGCCUUCCCUCCCGUCUCCCUUCCCAUCUCGCACACUUGUCACCCUCCCUUUUCUCUCCCUACUCCCUCUUUUCCCUCCCUCCAAUAAUCGCCUUCCUUCCCCCAACUUAUACCCCUUCCCUGCUUCCCCCCAUCCCCUGCGCUGCUUUCCCCCAUCCUCUUCAUUCUUUCCCCGUAUCCCCAGCCCUGCUUCCCCCCAUCCCCUUCCCUGCUUCCCCCCAUCUCCUUCCCUUCUUCCCCCCAUCUCCGUCCCUGCUUCCCCCCAUCCCCCUCCCUGCUUCCCCCCAUACCCCUUCCCUGCUUCCCCCCAUCCCCUUCCCUGCUUCCCCCCAUCCCCUUCCCUGCUUCCCCCCAUCCCCUUCCCUGCUUCCCCCCAUCCCCUUCCCUGCUUCCCCCCAUCCCCUUCCCUGCUUCCCCCCAUCCCCUUCCCUGCUUCCCCCCAUCCCCUUCCCUGCUCCCCCCCAUCUCCAUCCCUGCUUCCCCCAUACCCCUCCCUGCUUCCCCCCAUCCCCCUCUCUGCUUCCCCCCAUACCCCUCCCUGCUUCCCCCCAUCCCCUUCCCUGUUCCCCCCCAUCCCCUUCCCUGCUUCGCCCCCAUCCCCCUCCCUGCUUCCCCCCAUCCCCUUCCCUGCUCCCCCCCAUCCCCUUCCCUGCUCCCCCCCAUUCCCUUCCCUGCUUCCCCCCAUCCCCUUCCCUGCUUCCCCCCAUCCCCUUCCCUGCUCCCCCCCAUCUCCAUCCCUGCUUCCCCCCAUACCCCUCCCUGCUUCCCCCCAUCCCCCUCUCUGCUUCCCCCCAUACCCCUCCCUGCUCCCCCCCAUUCCCCUCCCUGCGUCCCCCCAUACCCCUUCCCUGCUUCCCCCCAUCCCCUUCCCUGCUUCCCCCCAUCCCCUUCCCUGCUUCCCCCCAUCCCCUUCUCUGCUUCCCCCCAUCCCCUUCCCUGCUUCCCCCCAUCCCCUUCCCUGCUUCCCCCCAUCCCCUUCCCUGCUUCCCCCCAUCCCCUUCCCUGCUUCCCCCCAUCCCCCUCCCUGCUUCCCCCCAUACCCCUUCCCUGCUUCCCCCCAUCCCCUUCCCUGCUUCCCCCCAUCCCCUUCCCUGCUUCCCCCCAUCCCCUUCCCUGCUUCCCCCCAUCCCCUUCCCUGCUCCCCCCCAUCUCCAUCCCUGCUUCCCCCCAUACCCCUCCCUGCUUCCCCCCAUCCCCCUCUCUGCUUCCCCCCAUACCCCUCCCUGCUUCCCCCCAUUCCCCUCCCUGCGUCCCCCCAUACCCCUUCCCUGCUUCCCCCCAUCCCCUUCCCUGCUUCCCCCCAUCCCCUUCCCUGCUUCCCCCCAUCCCCUUCUCUGCUUCCCCCCAUCCCCUUCCCUGCUUCCCCCCAUCCCCUUCCCUGCUUCCCCCCAUCCCCUUCCCUGCUUCCCCCCAUCCCCUUCCCUGCUCCCCCCAAUCUCCAUCCCUGCUUCCCCCCAUCCCCCUCUCUGCUUCCCCCCAUACCCCUCCCUGCUUCCCCCCAUCCCCUUCCCUGUUCCCCCCCAUCCCCUUCCCUGCUUCCCCCCCAUCCCCCUCCCUGCUUCCCCCCAUCCCCUUCCCUGCUCCCCCCCAUCCCCUUCCCUGCUCCCCCCCAUUCCCUUCCCUGCUUCCCCCCAUCCCCUUCCCUGCUUCCCCCCAUCCCCUUCCCUGCUCCCCCCCAUCUCCAUCCCUGCUUCCCCCCAUACCCCUCCCUGCUUCCCCCCAUCCCCCUCUCUGCUUCCCCCCAUACCCCUCCCUGCUUCCCCCCAUCCCCUUCCCUGUUCCCCCCCAUCCCCUUCCCUGCUUCCCCCCCAUCCCCCUCCCUGCUUCCCCCCAUCCCCUUCCCUGCUCCCCCCCAUCCCCUUCCCUGCUCCCCCCCAUUCCCUUCCCUGCUUCCCUCAUCCCCUGCCCUGCUUCCCCAUGUCCCCUGCCCUGCUUCCCCCAAUCCCCUUCCCUGCUUCCCCCCAUCUCCUUCCCUUCUUCCCCCCAUCUCCGUCCCUGCUUCCCCCCAUCCCCCUCCCUGCUUCCCCCCAUACCCCUCCCUGCUUCCCCCCAUCCCCUUCCCUGCUUCCCCAUGUCCCCUUCCCUGCUUCCCCCCAUCCCCUUCCCUGCUUCCCCAUGUCCCCUUCCCUGCUUCCCCCAUCCCCUUCCCUGCUUCCCCCCAUCCCCUUCUCUGCUUCCCCCCAUCCCCUUCCCUGCUUCCGCCCAUCCCCUUCCCUGCUUCCCCCCAUCCCCUUCCCUGCUUCCCCAUGUCCCCUUCCCUGCUUCCCCCCAUCCCCCUCCCUGCUUCCCCAUGUUCCCUUCCCUGCUUGCCCCCAUCCCCUUCCCUGCUCCCCCAUGUCCCCUUCCCUGCUUUCCCCCAUCCCCCUCCCUGCUUCCCCCCAUCCCCUUCCGUGCUUUUCCCCCUCCCGUUUCCAUCGCUUUCCCCCUCCCGUCGCCCUCGCUCUCCCCCUCCCGUCGACCUCGCUUUCCCCCUGCUCACCCCCAUUCCCCCUGCUCACUCUCUUUCCCUCUGCUCACUCUCUUCCCCCUUUCUCACUCUGCCCCCCCUUCCUCACUCUGUUUCCCCCUGCUCACUCUCUCCUGCUCACUCUAAUCCCCCCUGUUCUGUUCCCCCCUGCUCUAUUCCCCCCCGCUCUAUUCCCCCCUGCUCUAUUCCCCCCUGCUCUAUUCCCCCCUGCUCUAUUCCCCCCCUGCUCUAUUCCCCCCUGCUAUAUUCCCCCCUGCUCUAUUCCCCCUUGCUCUAUUCCCCCCUGCUAUAUUCCCCCCUGCUCUAUUCCCCCCUGCUCUGUUCCCCCCUGCUAUAUUCCCCCCUGCUCUAUUCCCCCCUGCUCUGUUCCCCCCUGCUCAAUACCCCCCUGCUCUAUUCCCCCCUGCUCUAUUCCCCCCUGCUCAAUACCCCCCUGCUCUAUUCCCCCCUCCUCUAUUCCCCCCUGCUCUAUUCCCCCCUGCUCUGUUCCCCCCUGCUCUAUCCCCCCCUCCUCUAUUCCCCCCUGCUCUAUUCCCCCCUGCUCUAUUUCCCCCUGCUCAAUACCCCCCUGCUCUAUUCCCCCUUGCUCUAUUCCCCCCUGCUCUAUUCCCCCCUGCUCUGUUCCCCCCUGCUCAAUACCCCCCUGCUCUAUUCCCCCCUGCUCUAUUCCCCCCUGCUCAAUACCCCCCUGCUCUAUUCCCCCCUCCUCUAUCCCCCCCCUGCUCUAUUCCCCCCUGCUCUGUUCCCCCCUGCUCUAUUCCCCCCUCCUCUAUUCCCCCCUGCUCUAUUCCCCCCUGCUCUAUUCCCCCCUGCUCUGUUCCCCCCCGCUCUAUUCCCCCCUCCUCUAUUCCCCCCUGCUCUAUUCCCCCCUGCUCUCUCCCCCCUUGCUCUCUCUCUUCUCACCUCCUCACUCCGUUUCCCCCUUGCUCACUCGGUUUUCCCAUUGCUCAUUCUCUUUCCCCCUGCUCACUCUCUUUCCCCGUUGCUCAUUCUCUUCCCCGCUGCUCAUUCUCUUUCCCCUUGCUCAUUCUGUUUCCCCCUGCUCAUUCUGUUUCCCCCCUGUUCACUCCCUUCCCCCAUGCCCACCCUCUUUCCCCCUGCUCACUCCCUUUCCCCCCUUCUCACUCUCUCCCCCCCUCCUCACUCUCUUUCCCCCCUGCUCAAUGUCUCCCCUGCACUCUGUUUUUUCCUGCUCAUUCUGUACAGGUCCCCAGCACCAGGUGUAGGGAGGGAUCCACAAGUCCUGCUUUUUUGCUGCUGUGUAUGCAGACAAGAGUGGGAAAAGACAUAUUAUUGA
This is a messenger RNA of Closterium sp. Naga37s-1, 5778 nucleotides long. NCBI's taxonomy places the organism in Eukaryota, Viridiplantae, Streptophyta, Zygnematophyceae, Desmidiales, Closteriaceae. The record is from the annotation of a GenBank genome assembly.